UCCCAUCGGAAUGCUUACGACGAGCACAUUCUUUAAGGCUGCUGAUUGGUGGGUGUUGGCGCGAAGGUGGUCGGCUUCGUUGUUCGGCGCUUUUGGACAAAGAGAGCUGAGUCUUGCUGGUUUUGUCAACUGUAGCUAUAUCCCACAGGUUGGAUAUAACCAACAACGUCGAAAUGGCUGAUAAAGAAGCAGCAGCUUUCGAUGAUGCGGUGGAGGAGAGGGUGAUCAACGAAGAGUACAAGAUCUGGAAGAAAAACACUCCCUUCCUCUACGACCUGGUGAUGACACACGCCCUGGAGUGGCCCAGCCUCACGGCGCAGUGGCUGCCCGACGUCACCAGGCCGGAGGGGAAGGAUUUCAGCGUGCACCGGCUGGUGCUCGGCACACACACGUCAGACGAGCAGAACCACCUGGUCAUCGCCAGCGUGCAGCUGCCCAACGAUGACGCUCAGUUCGACGCGUCCCACUACGACAGCGAGAAAGGAGAGUUUGGUGGGUUCGGCUCGGUGAGUGGGAAGAUUGAGAUCGAGAUCAAGAUUAACCACGAGGGGGAGGUGAACCGGGCGCGCUACAUGCCCCAGAACCCCUGCAUCAUCGCCACCAAGACCCCCACCAGCGACGUGCUCGUGUUCGACUACACCAAGCACCCCUCCAAACCAGACCCCUCGGGGGAGUGCACCCCAGACCUGCGCUUGCGGGGGCAUCAGAAGGAGGGGUACGGCCUGUCCUGGAACCCCAACCUGAGCGGCUGUCUGCUCAGCGCGUCCGACGACCACACAAUCUGUCUAUGGGACAUCAGCUCGGUGCCGAAGGAGGGGAAGGUGGUGGAUGCUAAGACCAUCUUCACGGGGCACACGGCGGUGGUGGAGGACGUGUCCUGGCACCUGCUGCACGAGUCCCUGUUCGGCUCUGUGGCCGACGACCAGAAGCUCAUGAUCUGGGACACUCGCUCCAACAACACGUCCAAGCCCAGUCACGCAGUGGACGCACACACAGCCGAGGUCAACUGCCUCUCCUUCAACCCCUACAGCGAGUUCAUCCUGGCCACCGGGUCAGCCGACAAGACUGUGGCUCUCUGGGAUCUGCGCAACCUCAAACUCAAACUGCACUCCUUCGAGUCUCACAAGGACGAGAUCUUCCAGGUGCAGUGGUCGCCCCACAACGAAACCAUCCUGGCCUCCAGCGGGACCGACAGGCGGCUGAACGUGUGGGACCUCAGUAAAAUUGGGGAGGAGCAAUCUCCAGAGGAUGCAGAGGACGGCCCCCCCGAGCUCCUGUUCAUCCACGGCGGACACACGGCCAAGAUCUCGGACUUCUCCUGGAACCCCAACGAGCCCUGGGUGAUCUGCUCCGUCUCCGAGGACAACAUCAUGCAAGUGUGGCAGAUGGCAGAGAACAUCUACAACGACGAGGACCCAGAGGGCACAGCGGACACGGAAGUGCAGGGCUGAGACCCCGCCCCAUGCGCCAUGGCCACGCCCACCCGGUUCAUCUUCCUGUCACAGCGGCGGACAGAGCUGCUCGCCAUUCUCAAGCAGCCAAUCACUGGACAGAGCCAUUCACAGGCAGCCAAUCAGUGGGCCAAGUCAUUCACCAAGCAGCCAAUCUGUGGACAGUCAUUUACAACCGACUAGUGACACAACAGCGGGUGUUUUCCAUCCUGCAAUUAAUAAUAAUAAUAAAUAAAAAUAAAUAAAUAAAAAAACAGAAUGUAUUUUUUAAAUGAAUAUUGCUCUUGUGUUUAAUCUUUUUUUAAAAGUACAUGUUUAUUCCGGCUGCGCGGUCCUCUUUUUUUGGGGGGAGUUUGUUUUGGUCUCCCACCCCCUCCUCCAUCAAAGCAUACGAAAGGCUUUUUGUUAUUUAAUGAGUAUUUCCGACCCCCCUCUCUCAGAUUAACAUUCCUUUCCCUCGCUCUCCGCUCUGCUGAAGUAGCACCUGUGCCAGAUUCAGCCUCUCUUCAUGACCACAGACGGUUUUAAGAUCUGGGGAUAGUGUCGGGAGAGCCCGUUUCUGAAGGAGCUGGAGCCGGAAGCUUCUGGAUUCUCACGCUUGGCUUUUGUUUACGGCCGGAGUCCAGAGAGAGGAGGCUGUCCCGUUUCCAUUUUUCUUUGAGCCCGUCCUUGUGUUUAUCCUGUGCUUUUUCAGAAUUGUAUAAAGUUCAUUGACGAUAAUAAAUGGUUUUGUAUCGAG
Conger conger (European conger) is the source of this 2190-nucleotide messenger RNA. RefSeq names its product histone-binding protein RBBP4-like. Gene Ontology annotation, molecular function: histone binding. Gene Ontology annotation, cellular component: nucleus; NuRD complex; ESC/E(Z) complex. The record is from RefSeq and is a predicted model, not a curated record. Bases 174 to 1451 code for a protein of 425 amino acids. NCBI's taxonomy places the organism in Eukaryota, Metazoa, Chordata, Actinopteri, Anguilliformes, Congridae. The transcript is spliced from 12 exons. Gene Ontology annotation, biological process: regulation of gene expression.